AUGGUCACGUGCAUCACAGGCUGGGUUGAGAACUGAACAUGAAGUCCGGUUGAUCAUCGAAAGGAUGACCCUAACCCUCACCUCCCCAGCUGGCAAGAGCGUCAUCGAUGAUCGAUCGCACAGCGUCGUUGACGCCCGGCAGGCAGCGCUUUAACGAAAUGGACUGAGCACUCGGACUGAAUCCGGGGCAGUCCGGAUGGAGAGCGACAAAAAAUUGGGAAGCCCAACCCGGAAUAUAUAAGAAGCUCGCAACCAGCAAGAUAACCCAUCAUGACGCCCCGACCACUGAUCACGCUCGAAGAGCAUUCCUUCUCCUCGGCUGUCCCCGACACCCUCCGAGAAAGCUACUCAGAGCAGCUCAAACAUGUAGACAACGUGCUGGCCAAGUCAACCGACCUCGGCGAGCUCCGCCGGCAUGACAUGGACGCCGGCUCCGUCACGCUGCAAGUCAUCAGUCACGCUCCCGGACUUGGCGAGCACGACGCCACAGCCUGCCGCGCAGCAAACGACCAGCUCGCUGCUGCCAUCAAAGCCGAGCAGACCCGGUCCAGUAGGCAAGGACAAGCUCAAGGAACAGGUCGCUUCACCGGGUUCGCCGUGGCGCCCAUGCACGACCCUGACGAAGCAGCUGCCAAACUUCGCCGGGCCGUCAGGGAGCUGGGCUUCGUGGGUGCGCUGGUGGACAACCACUGCGGCGGAACCUUCUACGACGGAGCCCGGUAUGAUGUCUGGUGGGCGGCUGCCGAGGAGCUUGAUGUGCCCGUGUAUCUGUAUCCGACCUGGCCCAGUGGCGACAUGCUGCCACGCUACGAGAGCAACUCUAGCCGUGCCGCCGCCGAGAGCAUGGCAUCGAGCGGCAUGGGGUGGCAUACCGAGACUGGGCUGCACGUCCUGCGGCUGUUCGCGUCCGGCUUGUUCGAUAGGCAUCGUGGCUCAAGAUCAUCAUCGGACACAUGGGGGAGACGAUUCCGUUUAUGCUGCAGAGGAUCUAGGCGCUAAGUAGGCGGUGAGCCGAGUUCCAACGCGAUUUUCGAACUGUCUAUGAUGAGAACAUCUGGAUCACCACGAGCGGCGGGUGGAGUCUUGAUCCUCUGCGCUGCAUUCUGGCCAACACCAGGCUUGAUCAUAUCCUGUACAGCGUCGACUAUCCAUUCCAGACCAAUGAGGCUGGACUAGCAUGGAUUCGGGAGCUGGAAAAGAGUGGUCUCGUUGACGAAGAGCAACUGAAUGCCAUUGCAUACGGAAACGCCGAGAAGCUGCUUGGUGCUAGGGUUCCAACAAUGGAGAAAUAAACUAUAGUAGGGGUAAGGGGGAAAGAGGUCACUGCUUAUUGAGUAUCAGCCCCUGUCGAGAGAGAAGGAGAAGAGAGCACAGUUAAAACGUUAAUAAUGAAGCGGGUGGGAAAAACCGAAAGGACGAAGACGGAAAA
Chaetomium strumarium is the source of this 1429-nucleotide messenger RNA. RefSeq lists its product as uncharacterized. Gene Ontology annotation, cellular component: cytosol; cytoplasm. Bases 271 to 999 code for a protein of 242 amino acids. The record is from RefSeq and is a predicted model, not a curated record. The transcript has a single exon. Gene Ontology annotation, molecular function: carboxy-lyase activity; hydrolase activity. Gene Ontology annotation, biological process: secondary metabolic process. Lineage: Eukaryota; Fungi; Ascomycota; Sordariomycetes; Sordariales; Chaetomiaceae.